UGUACACCAAUCUUGUAAAUGUUCUUCCCGGGGAUUGCGUUCGGAGGAAAGAAGGGAGAUUCUUGGAUCAUUCCAUAUGUACGCACUGCGCAUGCCUUGGAUGUGACUUCGAAAUCGAACGAGGUCGUGAGCGGAUGAACUGUGUACAGUUCCUCGACGUAUUCACAUGCAGGAACGGUUCGUCGUGGAGAAGUUGUCAAGAAGAAAAAAUUUAUUAAUUCGAAGCAGUACUGAAAUUCUGAAGCAUACUCACGCUUUAUGGAUGCUGCGCGCUGGAGAAGUUUGAAAUCAAGUGUACGUGUUGCCCACUAAAAUUCUGCGUAAGAGGAGGAAGCAUGUCAAUUCGUAAAAAUUAAGGUGUGACGUGAUAUACAGGCUAGAGUCACAGCAUUCGCUGAGGUUAUCGUGAUGAUAUGUGCUGCUUUCCUGUCGAAGGAUCCAUCGUGCUUGACGAGUGGUUUUGUGUUGUAUGAGGACACUUUUGAAGCAACAUUUCGAGAGACAAUCAGAUAAGACACGUGUCUCUUAUCUGCCGAACAUGGUGCAGUAUUAAUUUUUCUUGAUCAUCGGGCUCCGCGCAUUCAGUGUAUGCGAAUGCGUCUGAUUUUCGUAAGACCACUGGUGUAGACCAUUUGUGCGGUGUCAUCUUUUUUUUAUGGACGUCCAAUGUGUAUUUUGUCAUUUUUGCCACUACGUAAAUAAGGUUUAUGUGGAAGUGCUGUUUUUGAUAUGAAGUUAUGGCGAUCUAAAGGAAUCGUCCGUGUUCACGUAUUCAAAUUAAAGUGCUAUAUUUAUUGAAAAGGAUGAUUUUCAUGAAAAUUUUUCGGGUUUCCAGAAUUACUUCCUUGACCGGAAGAAUUUGUGUAGAAGGUAAUUUUUUAAUUGAAGUUCUGGCGUUGAAGUAUUUAGUCCAUGUAUUUUGUUCUCAUAUUCGAAUUGAAGUGACAUUAUUGAAAAUAAUCAUGUAUUUUGAAGAAUUGCUCGGGAUUCCCAACUCACUUCUUAAUUUUAAUUUGUGCGGCUGAUGCUGUUGAGUCAUCAAAGCUGUGAGAUGAUGUUUUCGGUGCGUAAUCCUUGUUGGUUAUAUUUUUGUGUAACAAUAUAGAAAGAUUGUUAAUAUUUUUCCCCUUUUUAAUACAAUAUUUUGUAUUAAGAAGGGGACAAUUCUGUUCGUUAAUCUGGGAUAAUUGUCGCUAUAGAAGUAACCUCCUGUAAAAUCCUCCUAAAAUAACAUGAUGCAAUCAGCCAGAUAAUAAUGACGCUUUGUCGGGGAUAUUGACAAAAAUAUACCAAUCAUCGAACAUGAGUCUGCGUUGCGCGAACCGAGUGUACCAAAAUAUUUUCGUGGAUAACUAAACCUCUUUUUCGACAGGAAGGGCGGAUUCUUGUGGAGAGAAAUGGCGGGACGUUGUUUUCUUGGAUCAUCGUUCGUCUUGAAUAAAUAAUUGUGAAAUCGAGCUAAUUUUAUGACUUACCAUCAUCAUAUUUAGAAGGGUUUUUAUUGCAAGGAUUAGGAUGACGGAUGUGGAUGAUUCUUUUCCAGAGGCUCUCAAACUUGGAAAGGGGCCUAGAAAAUCUUCUCUUGUUAUGGCGGAAUCAGCAGCUCAAGUUCAGCAAGACGACGAAGGUUCGCUGGAAGGACUUCUGGAUCAAGUUGGAGCUUUUGGCAAAUGGCAGAAAAUCGUCUUGUUCAUGAUCCUCUUGCCAGCAUCCUUGCCCUGUGGAAUUCAUGCUUUCAACCAAGUGUUCAUGCAGUUGCCUGUUGACCAUCAUUGCAGCAUUCCUGGAUUGGGACUGAAUUUCAGCAUGGAGUCUAACUUAAUCCCUCGUGACGGUAAAUUUGGGUUAAUUCCUGCUGGAACUUCGGAAUUUGAUCUUGUUUGUGACAAGGAGUUGUACCCAACAAUUGCUCUUGCCUUCAAUAACUUUGGCUCAUUAAUAGGGGUUGUAUUCUUUGGUUUCAUAUCUGACAGGCAUGGUCGAAAGAAAUCAUUUUUCUUGUGCUUGACUGCUGAUAUUAUUGGUGGACUGACAACUUAUUGGGCAACUAGCUACAUUUGGUUCACUGUUGGAAGAACUUUGCAAGGAUUAUCCAACCCAGCCAUUUGGCAGAUUCCUACAAUAAUGGGGAUGGAAAUAGUGGGUGGAAAACAGCGGGCCUUCGUGUCAAUGAUGGCAUGUUUUUACUUUAAUAUCAGCCUGAUCAUAGCCACUGGAUUGGCCUAUUUGUUCCCAUUUUGGAGGGAUUACGCAUUAGCAACCAUGUUACCUUCAGUUCCAGUUUAUUUGUUGUGGUGGGUAAUGCCAGAAUCUCCAAGAUGGCUGCUUGGGAAAGGGAAAAAUGAAGAAGCUCUUAAAAUGUUCAAGAAGAUCAACAGGGUAAAUGGUGCCAAGAUUGAAGAGGAGUACCUUUCAAGAGUCCUGAAGAGGGCAAGCGCAUCUGAAAGGAAAGCAAGUGAAGUAGGCAAAGGAAAAAGCUAUUUGGAUCUCUUCAGAACUCCAAACAUCAGGAGGAAAACCAUGUUGAUAAACUUCAUCUGGUUGGUGAACCAAAUGGUCUACGUAGGUUUGAGCUACUAUGGUCCAUCAAUGACGGCCAAUCCCUACCUUGGAUUUUUGCUGUCUUCACUUGUUGAUUGGCCUGUGUUCCCACUCAUCAUGCUAGCUUUGGAUAAAAUUGGAAGAAGGAGUUCAAAGAGCAUUUCUAUGAUCCUAGGAGGAGUUUGUGCCAUAAUAACUGUUGCCAUUCCUUCAGGAACUGGUGUCCUGGUGCUGUAUCUGAUUUCAAAGUUGACCAUCAAUGUGUCAUUCCUAAUUAUUUACCCAUUUGCUGGGGAACUAUAUCCAACUGAAGUUCGCGCUCUGGGAUUUGCUUUAGGAUCUUACAUAGGAUUCCUAGGAACAAUUCCUAUUCCAUUUAUAGUGCACUUAGGUACUGAAAACUUAUUUGUGCCAUUGAUUAUCCUUGGAUGUUUGUCAACGGUUGGAGGCAUUCUGACGCUGAUGUUGCCAGAAACUUUGGGGAAGCCCAUGCCACAGACAGUAGAAGAAGUGGAGAAGAUAUCUCAGGAAGACAAUGCGUUCACAAUCCUCGUGAGGAAAGGAAAAUCGUUGUUAGUUCCGGUUUAUGUGAUCCUCCUGGUCCACCUAGCAAGUGCCCAUUCCAAGGAGAAACCGAUAACUAUAGACGAAGACAACUGGAAACAGGUGUUGGAAGGAGAGUGGAUGCUCGAAUUCUUCGCUCCUUGGUGUCCUGCGUGCAAAAGUUUGCAAUCGACCUGGGAAACCUUUGCGGAAUGGGGACCAGACCUUGGAAUAAAGGUUGCUCAUUGUGACGUGACGAAGGCUGCAGGUUUGAGCGGCCGUUUCUUGGUGACAGCCUUGCCAACUAUAUACCACGUCAAGGAUGGUGUGUUCCGACAAUAUCAAGGCUCACGAGACAAAGAUGCGUUCAUUUCUUUCGUUGAAGAAAAGAAGUGGGAAAAAAUUGAUCCCGUACCGUUCUGGCAAUCCCCUGGUUCAAUUCACAUGUCCAUUGUCUCAGAAUUCUUCAGGUUUUCAAAUUAUCUCCGAGAUUUGCACAAAGUUCUCGUGGAAGACUACGGCGUCACGACGUGGGGUUCCUAUGCUUUGUUUGGUGUAUCCACCAUAAUCGUCGGGGCAUUAUUGGGAUUGCUGCUUGUGUGCAUAAUCGAUUACGUGAAUCCACCCAAACCGGUUGAACCGUUCGUUGUGCCGAAGCAAACUCCUGCUUCUGACGAAAGCUCUGAUGACGCGUCAGUAACGCAGGAGUCCGGUGAUGGCCAAGGAGACGUCCACGAUACGUCGAAUGAUGAGGAAGACGACGGUGAAGAUGAAGAUGAAGACGGAUCCGCAGAUGACUCUACUGCCGCAGCCGCCCCUGCGGCCGCCUCUGGUGAUGCUCAGCAGCCCAGACGCCGCCCCCGGCGCGCGGACUGAAAUAAUUCGAGCAUUCCGAAAAAAAGCUUAUUUUUAAUCUUUGUCGGCCCCUACCCUGAUCCCCAGUUAUGUUGCACGUGGAGUUGAUGUGUCUGGUUCCUCUUACCAACUGUUUCGUUUCCCCGAUUUCCAGUGUCCAGAUUUGCCGAGGAAAUUUAAUUUCAUGUAUUCUCGGGGACAUCUCACAAAUUUCUGAUGGACGUCAGUGGGAGUAUUUCGGCACUUGAACUGUUUCCAGCCUUGUCAAUUGUCAACCGUUGAGUCAAAUUCCAAUUGAAUGCGUAAAAUACCGAAAUUAGAAAGAAGAAUUCGAACAUCCCCACUAUUUCGCGAUGAAAAAUGCUUGAAUUCCUCCACCAUCAUUCUCGGUAAUCACACCUAACACAUAACUGAGUGCCUAACUAAUUUAUCUGAGCCUAAUCUAACAUCUAAAAUUCUUAAAUUUUAUUUUAUUCAUCGUUGCUACUGGAGUGCACGAAAACGGAAAGAAAUGUCUUUUUUUAAGCCGGGAAUAGAAGGUGCUUUGCCUGCAGAAUAUUCAUUAUAUUUUCAGAUGGCUGUUAGACUCUCCAUCAUGUCCGAGUGUCCAUUUCCGUAUGUCGAAGGACGAUUUUUUGUUGGAUUCAACAACGUGUGUUUCUUUAUCAAAGGUCUAGUGAAUCUGAUCGGAAUGGCAGAUCUUUCUGUUCGCGAAAUUUUGAGAGAUGAGUUACUUCGGAAUGUCGCUGAUAAUUACUUUUAUUUUGUGAGGCUUUUUGAAAGUUUCUAGAUACUGGAAAACGGGGACAUGUUAAAGGGGUUUUAAAAGAAGCGACUAUCAUUUGUAAACUAGUCACCUUUUCCACAUGAUCCAUCCCAUUGACGACAGACGUGAUACGCCAAAAAAGGGCCGCAUGCUAAGAGGUGUGAAAGUGGCGUCUCAGUUCUUAACGCCGGGUCCGCUUGUACUUGUUUUUUUUGUUUUUUUUUUUUGUGUUGCUCAACAGUUCGUAACAUUGUGGAGGCAUUUGUUUUCCCUCCCUUUUCAAUGAUCUGUCCUUCAGAGCUUUUCGGACUCGCGUCUUUUUUUUUUUUUGUGUGUCUAAGUGCGCGAUUAGGCAGAGGCGAAGACUGGAGUUAUAAUUCCGAGAUGAACGGUUUUUUGAAUCUUAAUUUCUGUCGUCAUUUCGGCUUCAAGUGAUGGAAAUAUCGAAUCGGCUUUUUGAUGGUAAAGAGUUGCUUGUUGAUUCGGCUUUGUCUUUGUCGUUCACUUGAUUGGAACAUUCCUGAAACUGUCGGAAAAAUGCCGUGUUUCCUCGGAAAUAUGACCUAUUUAUAAAAAGAACGCAUCUUAGACACUUUCGUUAGCGCAUGUGAUUCCCGCUAUACGAUAAUUACGAAAAUGUGAUGAUUUGCGUGGAGCGAGGUACAUGUACUGAUUAGGUUUUGUGUCAAAGGAAUGGUGGAAGAGUAAGAAAAAGUAAAAAUUUUUAUAUGUCCAAUUGUGCGGAACAUGUGCGUGAUUCCCCGAAAUUAUGAGGGGUAUCGCAUGAAUAACCCUGUAUGAACCCUAUCCGAAGUCGAAGCCCAAAUCAGUGGCAUUUUGGAUGGAGAAAGAACUUUAAUUUAAAUUUUAAAUCGGCUGAUGAGAGAUUUGGCCCAUUAGUGUCCGAAGUCUAUGAUUGCUUUAACUUCUCAUGAUGCCAAUAUAUUUGCGAAAAGUAAAACUGUUUCAUCAUUCCUCAGUAGCG
This is a messenger RNA of Notodromas monacha, 5690 nucleotides long. NCBI's taxonomy places the organism in Eukaryota, Metazoa, Arthropoda, Ostracoda, Podocopida, Cyprididae. The record is from the annotation of a GenBank genome assembly.